Molecule: messenger RNA, 1828 nt
Organism: Formica exsecta
Lineage: Eukaryota; Metazoa; Arthropoda; Insecta; Hymenoptera; Formicidae
Exons: 3
Coding region: 409-1461 (350 amino acids)
Source: RefSeq, a predicted model, not a curated record
AUGCCGCUCAACCGUGAAUUGCUAUAGUAACGUUAUAAAAAUUUCCAUAUUUUUCUCGGAAUAUUUUGCCACCAUAUAGUGUCUCAAAGAUUACCUCAUGUGUUCAAGCAUGCAUAAAUUAGUGCCUCUCCGAGAUUCAAAAUAAUUAUCUGCGCGUGUUGUACGUAAAACAAAUAUAUACCGUAGAACCUCUGUUAUUCGAACAUCAUAAUUAAUCAAAUGAACGCUCGAUUAUUUGAACAGUGUCAGGAAACAAAAAUAUAUGUCACUCAUCGUCUGCAGCGAGAUCCGAGCGGUGAAUAUAUCAUGACGAAAAUGUUGCUUAGUUAUAGUGGAGAAAGGAGCAGCAAGUGUGUGAAAAGUGUCACGCCUUGACUUCCGACUAAUUGCCAAUGUGAUGUUGUCGUAAUGUCCCUCACUUUGAGAACAAACAGAUGGGCCUCAAGAAUAAUCAUUAUAUUACAUCUGGUCAUCUGGAACGCAGUCGGUAUUAUCCUUCUUCAAAAAGGCGUUAGUAUUUUGCGGAAGAGAAUGCUGGAAACUGGCCACAUUAUCGAAACAAAUUCAUCGAUCGGUUUGUCUAUUGAAUCCAUCACGUCUAUAAAAAGCGCCGAAAAUGAAUAUGAUCUUGCCAUAGCAUCCGCCCAGCAACAAUUGAUCAAUCGGAAUGAGAAGAUAAUAAUUCGCGUAGAUCCAGAAUUGUCUCUACGAAAUAAUAGAAAUUAUCCUGAAUUGAACGCAAUUAGAAACGAGUUUGAAAUCGCUUCGGAAGAGAAACGAUCUGCCCUGUUCCCAUCAAAUUCUUUUGAAAAUUCAACGAUUGAUGGACAAAAAUUGCGAGUAGAAAAUCAUUUAACGAAAAUAAAUCGUAUCGAUGAUCAUCCUGAAAAUAAAAGCGCGUCGAGCAAAAUCUUGAGGAUAGCUCGCGAUAGGGAGGAACACAUCUUCAGCAAAAUUUUAAAAAAUAUCCACACGGAAGAGAACAUCACACGUAUAGGAUCCAUUUCGGAAUCCAAGGAGGAGGAGAAUCGUGAUGCGAAAAGGAAGGAUCUCAAUUCCGUGGAAAACAAACCGAAAUCUUUUACUCGCGAAAACACCGGCCAUCAAGCGAUGAAUAGUAGUCUUUGGAGGAGCAAUAGUGACAGGAUAAAAUUCUCUAAUAAAGGCGGCGCGGCAACGGCAGUCACCAUGGUAGCGAUCGGAGCAAUUAUGUUGCUGGUAGGACCGGUCGUGAUUAUUUUACGCAUUCUGGACGAGAGGAAGCAAGCGAGGAAAUUACACGCUUUGUCGGCCGCUGUGGGGGAAGAUUUGCCGCCAUCUUACGAACAGGCCGUCUUCUCGAGCGAAGCGCCAAGAUAUUCGUCGCUCGCUUUAAAUGACGAUAGCUCGUUACCGUCCACACCACCACCCUCACCCACCCUCGUCUUUACGAAUCUCGUAAUUAAGCCACAUUCCACGUAGAGAAUUAUCGUUACCUUUUUAUACAUAUACGUAAUAAAAUGUCUGUAUUAUUGUAUAAUAAUAAAAAUGAGUGCGUGCAUGUGUGUGUGUGUGUGUGUGUGUGUGCAAAAUAUAAUUAACAGCGAAAGCGAUAAAUCUAUUUUUACCCACGAAUGCAUAUAAAGUCAUAUUAUUUUGCGAAUAAUUCAUAUUUAGUGUUGCAUUGCACAUUAUGUAACGAGAAUAUCUUUAUUUUAUAUACAUAUAUUGCGAUAUCCAAUAGGGAUAUAACGCUGUAUGUAUAAGAGAAUCGAUAAUAGUCUGUAAAAUAUAUUUUGUAAUUUUUAAAAAUAUCUAAUAAACUAAUAAUAAUAUUAAUAAUACAAAA